Molecule: messenger RNA, 1038 nt
Organism: Wallemia ichthyophaga EXF-994
Lineage: Eukaryota; Fungi; Basidiomycota; Wallemiomycetes; Wallemiales; Wallemiaceae
Product: Mitogen-activated protein kinase HOG1
Exons: 8
Coding region: 1-1038 (345 amino acids)
Biological process (GO): stress-activated MAPK cascade; cellular response to oxidative stress; protein phosphorylation
Cellular component (GO): cytoplasm; nucleus
Molecular function (GO): MAP kinase activity; ATP binding
Source: RefSeq, a predicted model, not a curated record
AUGUCAACUUGGAGCCGGUGGGCAUGGGCGCCUUUGGUUUGGUCUGACCAGCUCACGUCGAGCCCGGUUGCAAUCAAGAAAAUCAUGAAGCCUUUCUCUACUCCGGUCCUCAGCAAGCGCACUUAUCGCGAGUUGAAGCUCCUGAAGCAUAUCAGGCACGAGAACAUCAUUAGCCUCUCAGAUAUCUUUAUCAGCCCUUCAGAGGACAUAUACUUUGUUACUGAGCUGCUUGGCACUGAUCUCCACCGUCUCCUCACCGCGAGACCUCUCGAGAAGCAAUUCAUCCAGUACUUCCUAUACCAAAUCCUUCGAGGCCUCAAGUAUGUUCAUUCGGCGGGCGUCGUCCACCGCGAUCUGAAGCCAUCGAACAUACUUGUCAACGAGAACUGCGAUUUGAAGAUCUGCGACUUUGGUCUAGCCCGCAUUCAGGAUCCUCAGAUGACUGGUUACGUCUCUACACGCUAUUAUCGCGCACCUGAGAUCAUGCUCACGUGGCAGAAGUACGAUGUUGCUGUCGACAUCUGGUCUACCGGCUGCAUCUUCGCUGAGAUGCUUGAAGGAAAGCCCCUGUUUCCUGGUAAAGACCACGUCAACCAGUUUUCCAUCAUCACGGAGUUGUUGGGCACUCCACCUGACGACGUCAUCCAGACUAUUUGCUCGGAGAAUACACUCCGAUUCGUUCAAAGCUUGCCUAAAAAGCCUAGGAUUCCAUUCAAUGAAAAAUUUAAGACAAACGACCCACUAGCGCUCGAUUUGGUGGAAAAGAUGCUCUCGUUCGAUCCACGAACUAGGAUCACUGCUUCACAAGCACUGGCUCAUCCUUAUUUGGCACCAUACCACGAUCCCAAUGAUGAGCCUGUCGCUGCUGAGCAGUUUGACUGGAGCUUCAACGAUGCUGAUCUGCCAAUCGAUACCUGGAAAGUAAUGAUGUACUCUGAAAUCCUUGACUUCCAUCACAUCUCCCAGGAUGGUGAUCAAUUCCUCAACGCCAACGGACCUGGAACAGAACAGGCGAGUGAUUCGUCCUUCACCGUUUAA